Molecule: messenger RNA, 2292 nt
Organism: Pistacia vera
Lineage: Eukaryota; Viridiplantae; Streptophyta; Magnoliopsida; Sapindales; Anacardiaceae
Product: disease resistance protein RGA2-like
Exons: 3
Coding region: 1-2292 (763 amino acids)
Source: RefSeq, a predicted model, not a curated record
AUGUCUAUUAGAAAUUUCAAAAAGCUUAAAGAGCUUGCCACAGAUCGAGUUAGGCUCAGUGGUCUUAAAUUGUUAACAAUUUCUGAAUGCCCUGAGCUUGAGGCUUUUCCGGAGCAAAGGGGUUACGACAUCUCUCCGCCCUUNAUGGCCAAUGGCUUUAUUCAGGGUCGUCAAAAUUUUGAGCCAGAAGAUGUUGGCAUUGAGAUAUGCAAUGAACUAUAUUGGCGAUCCUUUUUUCAAGAUGCAAAAAAGGAUGAGUUUGGGAAUAAUUUAUUAUUUAAAAUGCAUGAUCUUGUUCAUGAUCUUGCACAAUUUAUUGUGAAAGAUGAAUUUGCUGUCAUGGAGGCCAAUGGUUCAAAUAAUAUCUCAAAAAGCACUCUUCAUGUCAAAAUAUACGUUGAUUCUUUCCAAUCAUCAUACAAAGGUUCUGAAGCUUUGUAUGGAGUUGAAACCUUAAGGACAAUAAUCAUGGCUGGAGACUUGGCAUUUUCUUGUGAUAUCUCGAGAUUAAUCUCAUUGAGAGUUCUCCGUAUGCGUGCAAUUGGAGUGUCGUUGUCAACUUCAAUUCGGCAUUUAAAGCAUCUAAGGUACCUGGACCUUUCUUCCAGCGAUAUCGAACUACUUCCCGAAUCACUUUGUAGCUUGCUUAAUUUGCAGACUUUGAAUCUGAAAGAUUGUGAUCAACUUCGGAAGCUACCUAAGCGCAUGAGAUGCUUGAAAAAUCUUCGACAUCUGUAUCUAAAUAGUUUUACCAAGUUAUCUCAAAUGCCUCCACAUAUUGGACAGAUCACUUGCUUAAAAACUUUAACUCUCUUCAUCGUGGGUAAGAUGAGAGGUUGUCACUUGGCUGAAUUGAAAGGUUUAAAUCUUGGAGAAGAAUUACGUGUCACGCAUCUUAAUAGAGUGGGCAAUCUGAUGGAUGCCCAAGAAGCCAAUUUGGUCGGAAAACCGAAUCUACGCCGCUUGGAAUUAUCUUGGGAACUUGAUAGUGAAUCAGAAUCCCAUGAAAAGUUUGAAAAAGUAUUUGAAGCUCUCCAACCUCACUCAAACCUUGAAAUUUUGAAAAUUGAAGGUUAUAAAGGUGCCAAAUUUCCAGUUUGGAUGGAUUAUCAAAUUCUAAGUAAUGUUGUUUCUAUCACGCUCUCUAACUGUGAGAAUUGUCGACAACUUCCUCCCUUGUGGCAACUUCCUCGGCUUCGUUAUCUUACAAUUAUAAAUUUGAUUAACCUGGAGUACGUUGAUACAAGUUUCCAAGGUGAGAGAAAAUUCCUGUCUUUGGAGGAACUCUGUAUUAAUGGAUUGUCGAGGUUACAGAGGUUGUCAAGACAGGAUGGAAGCGAGUUAUUCUCAUGUCUUACGAAGCUAAAUAUUUACGGCUGUCCUGAAUUAACCACCCUGCCUUGUCUUCCUUCAGCAAAAUUUUUAUUUAUUUCUUCCUGCAAUGGGGAACUUCUAAAAUCAAUCUCACAUUUCAGAAGCCUUACUUGCCUACGUCUUCAGAGAAAUUGCGAUUUAGUUUACCUUCCUCAUGAGAUUAUGCAAAAUCUCUCCUCUCUUCAUGAAAUGUCUAUUAGCAAUUUCGAAAAGCUUAAAGGGUUUGUCACAGAUCGAGCUAGCCUCAGUGGUCUUAAAUUGUUAACAAUUUCUGAAUGCCCUGAGCUUGAGGCUUUUCCGGAGCAAGUACUGGGAGGCCUAUACUCUCUUCAGCAUUUGACUUUAGAAAUGUGCAUAAAGUUUUCUAAUUUGUCAGAGGGGUUACAAAAUCUCUCCGCCCUUGAAAGCUUGACACUUAAUGGUUGCCCUGAGUUGGUGACUUUUCCGAAUAGUAUCAAAUACCUUAGUUCCCUCCGGGAGUUGACCAUAUGUGGCAAACCCGCAUCAUUUAUCAAUGGUAUUUGUGACUUGGUCUUUUGGACAGAAUGUGGCAGAGAAGACAGUAAUUGUCCAAAGUUGACAGUGUUGCCUGAGUCCAUGAGGUAUGUCCCUGCACUGCAAAAAUUGAGCAUAUGCUGGUACCCUGAACUAGCAUCAUUGCCUCACUGGCUAGGAGACCUAACAUCUCUUCAGUCUUUGAAUAUUUAUAAAUGCCCAAAGUUGUCAUCUCUUCCAGCCAGCAUCCAGAGCUUGACCAAUCUACAAAAUUUGUUCAUAUCCAAAUGCCCUGAACUGGUGAAGCGAUGUGAGAAGGAAACAGGAGAAGAUUGGUACAAGAUAGCACAUGUUCCGAACGUUAUUGCGAGGUAUGAAGAGCUAGUGAUAUUGCAGGAAUGCCGUGAAGGUAUGAACGGUUAG